Penicillium diatomitis is the source of this 2652-nucleotide messenger RNA. Its product is annotated as putative RSC complex subunit (RSC1). Gene Ontology annotation, molecular function: protein binding; chromatin binding. The transcript has 5 exons. Bases 1 to 2652 code for a protein of 883 amino acids. The record is from RefSeq and is a predicted model, not a curated record. Lineage: Eukaryota; Fungi; Ascomycota; Eurotiomycetes; Eurotiales; Aspergillaceae. Gene Ontology annotation, cellular component: RSC-type complex. Gene Ontology annotation, biological process: chromatin remodeling.
AUGAGCGCUGCAGGGUCGCCUGGGCGCGAAAAGUCGGCGCCUCAGCCGGAGGAGCCUGUCAAGUCAAUUGAGGAGGAAAGCACGAUCACGGACGAACAAUGGCUGGGAAUCUGGGACAUGCUGAUGGCCAUCUAUGACUUUCGUGAGCCCGAUGGCCACGACCCCUCCCGACUAUUUCACCGCAGCGUCAACAAGCGUAUUGUCCCAGAUUACUACGAUAUCAUCAAGGAACCUAUGGCCCUCAGUAUUGUCAAGGCUAGACUUAACAAGCGCGAGUACAAGAACGUCACCAACUGUGUGCGCGAUUUCGCCCUGAUUCCUCAUAAUGCACAAACCUACAACCGACCCAAAUCGCAAGCUUACGAAGAUGCGCUAGUGAUCAAAGAUGUCAUCAUCACCGAAUUGAAGAAGUUGGUUGAAAGAGGUCUACUCACUGCCCAAGAAGCUGAGUUGCCAGAUCUGGGCGAAAUUCCCGAAGCGGAUCCUCUUCCGGAGGAGGACGAUGAAGACGAGGAUGAUGACGAGGAUGAUGAGGACGAUUCUGACGAUGAUCGGCGCAAGAAGAAGCCAGGCCCCAAGCCAGGAUUCAAGCGUGGGAAUCAAAAGAAUGAGCCGGACUCUCGCAAGAAGCGUGGACGACCUCCCCGUGUCGAUACGCCCAUGGAAACGCGUAUCAAGACAAUCCUCAAGGGCAUUCGCAAAUUCAAAGGCCCAGAUGGCCAGCUCAAAAUUUCCCAUUUCGAACGGUUGCCCGAUAAGAUGUCGUACCCGGACUAUUACAUGGAGAUCAAGGAGCCCAUCGCUAUUGACAUUAUCAAGCGCAAGGCAAAGCGAAAGAAGUACAACUCGGUUGAUCACUUCAUGCGAGAUCUCGAUCUCAUGUUCAACAAUGCCCGGGCAUACAAUCAAUCUGAGUCUCGGAUCUACAAGGACGCCGUUGAUCUCCAGGUCGAGGCGCGCAAGUUGGCCGAACAAGAGAAGAAGAAGCCCGAUAGCGAGUAUCUGAUGGAGGAUGGUCGAUUCCCUCUGCCGGAUGGAAUUCUGCACCGGAAUGAGUUGUGGAAGGUUGGUGACUGGGUUCACAUUCAAAACCCCAAUGAUGUGUCAAAGCCAAUUGUCGCCCAAAUCUACCGCACCUGGCAAGAUUCGGAUGAUCAGAAGUGGAUCAAUGCGUGCUGGUAUUACCGGCCAGAGCAGACGGUGCAUCACUUCGAGAAGCACUUUUAUCCCAAUGAAGUCGUCAAAACUGGCCAAUACCGUGACCACCGUGUCGAGGAGAUUGUCGAUCGUUGCUUUGUUAUGUUCUUCACUCGUUACAGUCGAGGCCGCCCUCGUGAUCUGCCCCCUGACAAGCAGAUCUAUGUCUGCGAGGCACGAUACAAUGAAGAGAAGCACAAGCUCAACAAGAUCAAGACGUGGGCCAGUUGCUUACCGGAUGAGGUGCGCGAAAAGGAUUAUGAGAUGGAUCUGUUCGAUGUGCCGCGCAAAAUCAGAAAGGUUCCCAGUCCGAUUAAGCAUUUGCUUAAGAGUGAUGCCAAGGAGACAGACGAUCUUCCCCGGCCAACGUGGGGUGCUGAGAAUGCGCCGCCGAUGGUGGGUGCCGUGCAUCGGCGCCCUCGGGACGAAAAUGUAAGAUUUCUAUUUGUUUACGAUUUGCUCACCAUGCUGCCCACUCCUUCACCACCUCCUCAGCCUCCUGUUCUUCCACCCACAGCCAUGCCAGUGCCUAAUCCUCGUCCACCUAUGAGCCAGCAGCCCAUGGCGACUCCCAACAUGGCACCGCAAGGAAUGGGAGCAGCUCCUGAGAUGACCAGCUCGGCACCUGCUAUUCCAGCUGCGCAGAGCUCACCGAUGCCACCAGCCCAGCCGGCUUACCAGACGCACAUGACUCCGCAGAUGUACCAAGGACCGAAUCAGCGCCGUCCAAGCAACUUUGUACCUCAAUCACCCGCUGUCGCAGCUGCGGGAUAUCAAGCUUCGCCCGCUACGUCGCAAUAUGCAGUGCAACAACAGGCACACUUUGGCGGUAAUUUCCCCGCAAAUCGCGCGCAGCCCACCCCAGCUCCUUCCGUCGCACCUCCCCCUGUCCAGGCGUUCAAUCCAAAUGCGCCUCGUCCCGUUGAAGUCUACCAACUCAACGAAGCUGCCAACAACGCCAUUCCACCUGAAAUUCGCAAUCAAUUCCAUACCGACGAACAGGGCCAUGUACUCUUCUUCAGCUCAGCACCUCUAGAUCCGGUUCCCGCCGCGCCUACUAAACUCAGCCACUCCUUGAAAUACCUUGCCACCAAGGAAGAACGACGAGAGAAAGUCGCAGAGUACAAACGCAAAUUCCUCGAGCAACAAGCCCAGAAAGAAGAGACCGCCAAGCGCCAGCGCCUCACAAAAGAAGACAUGGACAGUCUUGUUGAUGAAUUUAUGCCAAAAGCUCUAGAACAGUUGAUUGAACAAAUGGAGGCCGGCACAAAAGAGAUCUACCGUGACGUCUACGGUGAGAAUGCGGAGCAAAUGCGUGCCAUAAGGAUGAAGAAGCUUGAACUUGAGAGAGAAGCGGAUCGAGAGAGAAGAAAGGAAAAUGAGAAAAUCAACGCGCAAAUAAAGGCCAAGCAGGAAGUGAGUCUGAGGAAGAAACCUUUGUACAUGGAUUUUUGA